This is a messenger RNA of Misgurnus anguillicaudatus (oriental weatherfish), 3465 nucleotides long. It is a transcript of the gene sntb2, whose product is annotated as syntrophin, beta 2. Lineage: Eukaryota; Metazoa; Chordata; Actinopteri; Cypriniformes; Cobitidae. Gene Ontology annotation, molecular function: structural molecule activity; protein binding. Gene Ontology annotation, cellular component: dystrophin-associated glycoprotein complex; synapse; intracellular anatomical structure. The record is from RefSeq and is a predicted model, not a curated record.
ACAGAAAUACAUGUGUGAGAAAUAAAAAUGUAUUCCUCUUCCUUCCUCUGGGGAAAUGUGCGUGUAAGUGGGUGUGUCGAGUGACUUAAAACUUUAUAAUGAGUUAAAGUUUGAUCAUGGCCGUGUGGACCCGCGCGGACAAACAGGGUCAUUUGGACCUGCUGUUGAGCGACCGCUGGGUUCGCGUCUCUGCCGAACUCACCCGGGACACUCUCACGCUCACGGCAGAGAGCGAACCGAGCGGGCCCGCGGGAUAUCCGGAGCACAACUCGCAUUUAAGAAAUGGCGUUUCCAAUGGCAACGAACAGAGCCGAGAGGUUUAUCCGAACCGCGGCCACUACGACAGCCCGGGCCGAGUCAACGGGACGGACUCGGAGUCCAGCUGUCCGGGUUAUUUUGAUUCGCCGGGGCCGGAGGGGGUUCGGCGAGUUCGGAUAGUCAAACAGGAGGCCGGAGGACUGGGGAUCAGUAUAAAAGGCGGACGGGAGAACCGCAUGCCUAUCCUCAUCUCGAAGAUCUUCCCCGGUUUAGCGGCGGAUCAGAGUCGGGCUCUACGGGUCGGCGAUGCGAUCCUAUCCGUUAACGGCAACGACCUCUGCGAAGCAACGCAUGACGCGGCGGUGCAGGCGUUGAAGAAGGCCGGGAAAGAGGUGACGCUGGAGGUAAAGUAUAUCAGAGAGGUGUCACCUCUGUUUAAGAAGUCCUCCGUGAGCGGGGAUCUGUCCUGGGAUGGGCGUCUUCAGUCUCCAAAACUCAGCAGCAGCGACGAUUCGCCCAGGAGCAGCGUGAGCCGUGACAGGAAGGUCAUUCCUCUUAAAAUGAGCUACAUCAGCCGAAAUCUCACCAUGCCCGACUUGGAAAACAGGUUGUUGGAGCUUCACUCUCCAGAUGGUCAGCACACCGUAGUGUUGAGGUGUAAAGACGGAGCCAGCGCUCACUCCUGGUUCACGGCCAUUCACACAAACAUUGCCGCUCUGCUGCCACAAACGCUCGCUCAUAUCAACUCCUUUCUGAGCAACCAAAACACACACUGCUCUCUGAAACACAUCGGCUGGAUGGCGGAACAGCUUGAUGAUGGUGGUCGACAUCAGUAUAGGCGAGUUGUGAUGGCACUAACAGAGAAAGACAUCCUGCUCUUCCAGUCAAUGCCGUGGACAUAUGAGAAUUGGACCGCCCCUUUCCUUACACACCCACUACUUGCUACACGGCUGGUUCACUCUGGCAGCGUCCGCAGCUCUCCGGCUCUGGGUGGAGAUUUGGUGUUUGCCACACGCACGGGCACAGGUCGAGGUAUCGAGUCGCAUGUGUUUCGUGUGGAAACGCAUUGGGAUUUGUCCACGUGGACGCGAGCGCUGGUGCAGGGUGGACAUUCAGCUGCUGAGCUCAUUAAAGAGGUUUCCAUAGGUUGCGUGUUAAACAGGCAGGACGUGUGUCUGAUCCUGCACUAUGACAGAGGUUUCACUGUGACGCGGGACUCGGGUGAAUCCGUGCUCUUCCACUUCCCAUACGAGCGACUUAAGAUGUCUGGAGACGACGGAGUCAGGAAUCUCUACCUGGACUUUGGGACUCCAGAGGGGGAGAUGGUCUUUGAGCUUCAUUCAGGGCCAAAGCCCGUGGUCUUCGUGCUUCACUCAUUCCUCUCUGCCAAACUGGCACGUUUGGGUCUACUCACGUAAAAUCACCAGGAAAUGAUGUGGGUUUAUGUUACUGAAUUAUAGAUCAUUCCACAAAGUUCAAGCAGUGUUUAAUAGUUGUGCUUUUCGGUCUGCUGAAUAGCCAAAACACGUUGACGCCACCGUUGAGAGGCGUGCAAGCACAUUACGUUUUCCUCCGAUCAGGAACACCAUUUUGUGCCUUCUCAUCUAGAGUAUGCAAUCUUUAACUCAUAUUUUGUAGGCUUAAAGCUACAGUAGAGCUUUGCAGAAUAACCAAAAUCUAAAUAUUAUUCUUGUAUGAUCUACGUUAAGGGCUGUUUUACACAUACUGUAUGUAACACACGUGCAUAUUUUAUAUAUUGCAUGGCAAAGACUGUUAUGUCAUAAUAUGACUUAUAUGUGUAUCAUUAGUUUAUAGUCAUAACAGAGCGAUGUACCUGCUGUUUACACAGAGAGUGAAGCUUUUUAACAUUCCCUCAUAUUUCACCAAAAAUUCCCGACUCUCAGUCGAAUGAGUGUUUUUAGCAGAAUUAUUACUUAUAUAUAAAGCAUAGGAAUAUUAUAUAUCUGUUACUACACUUAAGAAGGUAAUGUCUGGACCAGGUUUAGACCUUGAAUUAGUUUACUGUAUAUUAAUAUACUGCUUGUGUUUUCAGUAUUAGAUGAGUGUUUAGUUUAUAUUAGCACAUAUUAAAUACAGAUUAUAUUCUGUUAAUGCAAAUUUACUGAACCUCAGUGUCAUAUAUAAUAGGAAUUAUAGUGUAACUAUAUAAAUAUACUUUAUCAACAAUUUAGCAUUUUAUUUAAUGCAUGCAAUGCAGUUACAAUCGUUUUGAAGAGUUUUAGCAAAGUACCUCCUGUAUCUCUCACUUUAUCACAUCAUCAUUGCAUAUUUAGUAAAGUCUUAAAUGGGGUUGUGAAUUAUCUGUCUUUACCCUUGCUGAGCUCACCUGUUUGUUUAGUCUGCUAAUCCCUCAUUGCUUACUAGACGAUGUUGUUAACUUCUUAAUAGACACCACAUUCCCCCCUUUAGUUUAGAAAAGCCGAUUGGGACACAAAUGAAAUCAUUCCCUUAUAGGUUUUAUUGUAUUGGGCACAGUAAAGGUAGUAGUUAAAAGGUUAAGAGACAAAAUUAACAGAUUGUAAGCUAUGCACGACACAGAAGCAAUAUUUCUUUGAUUCAUUAAGCAUAACUAUGCAAGAUAGCUUAGUACACUUUUAAUACACUAUGUGUGCACAAGGACACAUUUUCAAGCGCUCUUAAAUGUUUUUAUUGUAUUGUACAUACUAACAUCACAUUUAGUUGUUUUUCCUCACCUACAUGGAGGUCUCCAUGAACAUUAAAUAUGUGAUGCUUUGAAUUUUCAUGUUAUUGAUCGUUCUUUUACUCUCUUAUGCUGUGUUUUGUUUCUUUAUUACAUUUAUGUUACUUGCAUGCAUAUAUGUCUUGUUUCUAAAGGAAAACAUUUUUUUUAGGUUAAUUGCACUUGUUUCAGUGAGAAGUUUGCCUGAUAUUUGACAUGACCAAUGCUUCAGACUAUGAAUGUACUUUACAAACUUAUAGAUACAUGCCUCGUUUUAUUAUAUUGUUAGUAUUAUUUUGUUUUGUAUUGUCUUAUUUCUUUGUGUUUAUUAUCAGCUCAAUACUUACUUUUGAAGUAUGAUAGUUUAAACCAAAGUUCAUUUGUGGCAGCUUGCGAUACACAAUCAAAUGCAUAUGUUUGUAUGAUUGCUCUCACGGCCUUUAACCUGAAGCUAUGCACAGUAUGUAAAUAUCCUAAAUAAAUAAAAGCACAUGUUCAUUAAAAGC